This is a messenger RNA of Spirometra erinaceieuropaei, 564 nucleotides long. The record is from the annotation of a GenBank genome assembly. Lineage: Eukaryota; Metazoa; Platyhelminthes; Cestoda; Diphyllobothriidea; Diphyllobothriidae.
AUGCGAACCCACCUGUACUCUACCUUCGUGGAUCUGACAAAAGCUUUCGACAAGGUGAAUCGUGAGGGAUUGUGGAAAAUCUUGCGGAAAUUCGGCUGUCCAGAGCGAUUCAAUCAGAUGGUGCGCCAGCCCCACGGUGGCAUGAUGAUGCGAGUCACGGACAACCGAGUUGUCUCAGAGGCAUUUGCGGUGACCAACGGAGUGAAGCACGGAUGCGUCCAGGCGCCUAUUCUCUUCGGUUAUGUGUUCGCUGUCAUGCUUAUGGACGCCUACCGUGACGAACGCCCCGGGAUCCGCAUCGCCUACAGGACGGACGGCCACCUCCUGAAUCAACGGCGGAUGCACUUCCAAUCGCGCGUAUCCACAACCACAGUUCACGAACUUCUCUUUGUCGACGACUGCGCCUUCGACAACACCUCGGAAGAGGACAUGCAAAGGAGCAUGGACCUCUUCUGCGCCGCCCGCGAGAAAUCCGAUCUGGUCAUCAACACGGAGAAAACGGUGGUCAUGCACCAACCGCCAACCAACACAGUCCCCCCCACAAUGCGCCGCAGAUCAGCGUGA